Molecule: messenger RNA, 1184 nt
Organism: Larimichthys crocea (large yellow croaker)
Lineage: Eukaryota; Metazoa; Chordata; Actinopteri; Sciaenidae
Gene: sco2
Product: synthesis of cytochrome C oxidase 2
Exons: 2
Coding region: 132-941 (269 amino acids)
Biological process (GO): mitochondrial respiratory chain complex IV assembly; intracellular copper ion homeostasis
Cellular component (GO): mitochondrial inner membrane
Molecular function (GO): copper chaperone activity; copper ion binding
Source: RefSeq, a predicted model, not a curated record
CUGAAGCGGACUCCGGUUCCGGUAAAUCCGGGUCACGUGUCCAGCCGGCUCGGUUUGGCUCGGAGCUUCAUGUCACCGACAGACCGGAAACGUCCUCCAUGUGAUCACCUGUCCGGAGACUACAGUUGAAGAUGUUGGCGGUGAGGUGCAUCAUGGGUGAUCUGCGUGUUGGAGGACGUCUCCUGACCCGGGUCCAGCUGGGUCCGGUCCAGACGGCCUCGCCGAGUCAUCAGGUCAGACGUCUUCGUGGUCCUCAGCUGACUCAGCGCCGCUUCCGGUCCGGUCCGGACCCGGCUGGUUCUGGCAGGCUGAAGCUGAGGACCCGUGUGCUGGUCACGCUGCUGCUGGGCGGCGGGCUGCUCGGCGCCGGGUGGUGGGUGGAGCAGGAGAAGCAGCAGAAGCUGCGGCGGCAGCGGGUGGAGCAGCUGAAGCAGGUGGCGCUGGGUCAGGGGAACUUCAGCCUCCUGGACCACAGCGGGCAGCGCCGCACCAAGCAGGACUUCCUGGGCCGCUGGGUUCUGCUGUACUUCGGCUUCACGCACUGCCCCGACAUCUGCCCUGACGAGCUGGACAAGCUGAGCGCCGUGGUGUCCGAGCUGGACCGGGACGCCUCGCUGCCGCCCGUCCUGCCCGUCUUCAUCACCGUGGACCCGGAGAGGGACGACGUGCCGGCGCUGGCCCGCUACGUCAAAGACUUCCACCCCCGUCUGAUUGGACUGACGGGCACGCCGGAGGAGGUGAAAGAGGCGGGGCGGGACUACAGAGUGUACGCCAGCGCCGGGCCCAAGGACGAGGACGGGGACUACAUCGUGGAUCACACCAUCCUCAUCUACCUCGUCAGUCCGGACGGGCUGUUCCUCGACUACUACAACAGGAUGAAGAACCAGAACCAGAUCACAGAGAGCGUUCGGAACCACAUCCAGAACUACGUCAGACUCUGAACCAGAACUCAGACCCAGCUGAACCAGAACUGAGACCCAGCUGAACCAGAACUCAGACCCAGCUGAACCAGAACUGAGACCCACGGCAUUUUUUCAGUGAAUGUGAACAGUUCAGGAGGUUCUGGUUCUGGUUGACUGAAGUGACCCGUCAGCUGCUGGACGGGCUGAACUGUUCUGACUGUUUGAUGCUGAACUGACGUUAAAUCAAGUUUAUGAUCAAAUUAAAGUUUGUGUGUGUCAGUG